Molecule: messenger RNA, 1630 nt
Organism: Physeter macrocephalus (sperm whale)
Lineage: Eukaryota; Metazoa; Chordata; Mammalia; Artiodactyla; Physeteridae
Product: ADP-ribosylation factor-like protein 2-binding protein
Exons: 1
Coding region: 359-832 (157 amino acids)
Biological process (GO): positive regulation of tyrosine phosphorylation of STAT protein; maintenance of protein location in nucleus
Cellular component (GO): mitochondrial intermembrane space
Source: RefSeq, a predicted model, not a curated record
AUGGAGAUAUCAAAGAGGAAAUUGUAACUUUUAAAAAAUACCCUGUGACUCGGGAACACCUGAAUUUCAAAAUUAUUUUUAUUUUUAUUUGUGUGUGUAUUAAAAAGCAUCCUUGUCGGGGGCCUGGCAGGGCUUGGAGGCCCGGCCAGCGCGUGGCAGCAGCCCGGGAGCCUGAGGCCCGGGCGUCGCGCACAGGCGCUACCCAGCUGGGACGUGAGGCGGCUGAGGCCUCGGCUACGAGGCCUUCCCGAUGAAGGUUGGGGCUCUGCGGAGCAGAGCGGAGGCUGCGCCUGGCCUUCGGGCGGGGUAGAAGGCCGGUGGGCCCGCUCCCCCGCGCGCUGUGGAAGCGGCGGCGGCGAUGGACGCCCUAGAGGAAGAGAGCUUCGCGCUGUCCAUCUCUUCCGCCUCUGAUGCAGAAUUUGAUGCAGUGGUUGGAUAUUUAGAGGACAUUAUCAUGGAUGAUGAAUUCCAGUUAUUACAGAGGAAUUUCAUGGACAAGUACUACCAGGAGUUUGAAGACACGGAAGAGAAUAAGCUCACCUACACACCUAUUUUUAAUGAAUAUAUUUCUUUGGUUGAAAAGUAUAUAGAACAGCUGUUGGAGCGGAUUCCUGGAUUUAACAUGGCGACUUUUACUACAACUCUACAGCACCAUAAAGAUGAAGUGGCGGGCUUCCCUGGUGGCGCAGUGGUUGCGCGUCCGCCUGCCGAUGCAGGGGAACCGGGUUCGCGCCCCGGUUUGGGAGGAUCCCACAUGCCGCGGAGCGGCUGGGCCCGUGAGCCAUGGCCGCUGGGCCUGUACUCCGCAACGGGAGAGGCCACAACAGUGUGAGGCCCGCGUACCACAAAAAAAAAAAAAAAAAAAAAAAAAAAAGAUGAAGUGGCCGGUGACAUUUUCGACGUGCUGCUCACGUUUACAGAUUUUCUGGCUUUCAAAGAAAUGUUUCUGGACUGUUGAGCAGAAAAAGAAGGCUGGGGACUGGACUUAAGCAGCGGUUUAGUGGUGACUUCAUUGUGCAAAUCAUCUUCUAUGACAGCUAGACUAUGACUAUGACUCCUACUAUCACAGCUAGUCUUGGCUGUUGGAAUCAAUUUAGAGAGUUGUCCUUUACCUAAAAGGUACUUGUGAAAAUCAAUUCCUAGUCUUACAUGUACAGUCCUUGUAUCACUUCACUGUUUUCUACUGGUCCCGAUGUAGUCCCAUUGUUUCUAUAACUCUCGUUUACAUGUUUUUGAAAACUUACUUUUAUAGAUGAAUACUCAGGCUAACCUAGUGGAUGUAAUCUUGGAACUUCCAUGAUUACUCACUUCAAGAUCAAAGUAUUAUAUGCUGUGUGCUUUUUAGCUGUUGGUGCUAUGAAAGCAAAAAUGCUUUCUGUGUUGGUGUUCCUAUUUUACUGGGCACCAAUGAAUGUAUGCUGGAAGUAGUCUAAAAGGUUUCCUUUUCUUAGAGCAUGUUAGUGUUUGUGCAGGUUUGCUUAAAACCCUUUCUAUGUAAAACAGCUCCUUAGGUUUUCUGUUGGGCUCUGCACUUCCUUCUUGCUGUCAAAAUAAUCCUACCAAGAUAGUGUUCCACUGGUCUAGCUCAGCAGGAGAUAACAAACAGCUUUACUGGUCAUCCGUCUGCUUG